This is a messenger RNA of Paramisgurnus dabryanus, 3926 nucleotides long. The record is from RefSeq and is a predicted model, not a curated record. Lineage: Eukaryota; Metazoa; Chordata; Actinopteri; Cypriniformes; Cobitidae.
UUUUUUGAUCUCUCAUUGGUGCAGAUUUUGCGUUCUGGGCUUCCUGAUUGGUGUUCAGCGUACGCUUUGAAAUUCCAGCUAUUUGAUUGGCCAUUGUACGCGCAUGUGUGUUUGUGUGUGUUUGCAAGAAGUUAGCGUUGGAGUAGAUUGGAAUGAAAUAAUUAACCUUAUUUACUUAGCUGAAAGAUCGUAAUUUAUUGUUUUAUAGAGUGACAUAAAACGUACAUGCAUAAUUUAAUAUUAAACUAUGGCUUUUGUAUUCAAUAGCACAGCCCAAACGAGCGGCUUUGAUACAGAUUGUUUUCUUUGAAUAUUAACAGCGUUUAUGACUGGAAACAGAGAUAUACAGUUAUAUAAAUAGAUGUCAUACAACGUGUUUAACAAAGCACAAUGUGCAUCAUAUGUUUAGUUGCAUUUCUGUUUUGCAUAACAGCCGUGCAAUGUUCUUCCUCCAACACCUCCAAACUGAUAGAAGAUUCCGGCCAGAGCUUCAUGGAGAGGAUGAACAUGGGAAAAACAUCCUUCAUUUACUUUGGAAAUGAUGUCAAUCCAACCAUCAAACAGUUCCUGGAUCAGCUGGAGAUUUCUGCAGAUGCCCUGGAGGACUAUGGGAUAUCUGUUGCAAAGGUGAACUGUUCAAAGGAAGCUAUAGCCUCUUACUGCACAGAUGAAAAGCUGAUGACAAAGGCAUAUUUAUUCAGAGGUUCUGAGGUUCUAAGGAGCUUUGACAUUGAUACGGUGUUUGACGUCAAUGCAAUCGUUUCUCACGUUCUGUUCACUGUUCUGUUUAAUGAGGUGCGGUAUGUCCACACACCAUCUGAGCUUCUGCUGGUGGAGAACGCAGCCAAACAAAUGAGAGAUGUUGUGGUUGGUCACAUACCAGUACUUGGGCUUCCAGAGCACCGGGCUUUAAUGGAGGCAGCGUUUGUAUAUGGAAGCAAGUAUCAGUUUGUUCAGACGACUGGAGCGCCGAUCUUGAAACACAUGGGGGUUGAUGAUCUCUCCUCUUCCCAAACACGUCUUUGGUUUCUGCACUGUAAAGAUGUCUCCAACCAGAUAGAUCGCUGCCCGUGCACUCCCAUGAGGAAACCACUCGACACCAUCAACAUACACACAUUCCUCCAGCUGAUGGAGGCACCACUCGUAACAGAGACAACUGCUGACCCUUCUGAGGUAGACGUGAUUCAUAACCAUCUCAGUGUUCCCGUGCUCUAUCUGUUCUCUCAGCCCCAAACUAAGCACCUGGACGGGGUCACUGCUCAAACUGUGGCCCUGCAGCUCCGCGGAGAGGUCGGCGUUGUGCUCGUUCAUCGGGACAGUGCUAAUGUUAAAACUCCAUUGCAAUACAAUGCUGCCUACCAGCUUCCACAGGAGAAUGUGAAAUACAUUACUGUGAAUAGUGCUGAAGAGAUUGUGAAACAUUUUAAAGAAGAACUCAUACAAGAAAACAAGAUGAUAGAAGAUGAAGAAGAAAAUAAUGAGGAACAUUUGUCCGACCUCGAUAUCCUUGAUGAUGAGGUGUCCGAGUCUGUGUACAGAGACCGAGAUCUUAUGUUGGACCUGGAGUCUGUUACAGAGCUCACAUCAGACUCAUUUCAAUCUACAGUCACACAAAAUAAAAUCAUGGUGGUGCUGUUUUAUUAUAAAUGGGAUGCUGUGUGCAUGGCUUUCAUGCAUACAUACAUCGAAGUGGCUGAUGCACUUGAAGAUGUCAAUGGGUUGGUGUUAGCAGCAGUAGAUUGUGGUGAAUGGACAGGUAUCUGCAGUGAUCAGAAUGUCACUUCCUUCCCCAUCAUUAUGAUCUACCGGCCCAUAGAGGCCCCUCAGGUCUACAGAGGCAUGCUGGGAACCAACAGCCUACAGAAGUUCAUACUGCUGAGUCUAAUCUCAGGUCCUGUCUCUCUCUCCUCCUCGGCUGAGGUGUUGUCCUUUUUAGAGGGAGAUUUAUAUAGAAAACAUGCAGAUUUGUCUUCGAUCAGAGUGCUGGGCCUUUUUACUUCUGUACAAGAUGCGGGUGUUACUGCAUUUGAAGAAGCUGCAAAACUCCUCAGGGGAGAGACAAUUAUUGGCCUUUUUAAACACAAAGAGGCAGAGAAAUGGGUGGAGGGGCUGUCGGUGAACCUGCCAGCUUUACUGGUGUCCCGUGGCCCUCAAGUUUCUCGUGAGGCUUAUUAUCUUCCAUCCUCAUCAGCAGAAGACCUCGUCUCGUUUAUCCAGAGAGCAGUUUUGGAUCCUUUUCCUGAACUGACAGUGGAGAAUCUGCCCUGGCAUUUGCAGCUUGGAAAACCCUUGUUAUUGCUGUUCGUUGGAAAGUAUGACAGCACGGAGAGUACAACAUCUUUAGCAGAGAUGAAACAUCUGCUAAGCUCAGGACAGCUGCAUUCCUUCUUACCCUGCUGGAUUCAUCUAGGUCGGACACACAUUGGGAGGUCGGUCCUGGAGAAGUUUCUUGGGUUUGUACCUCCACUUCCAGCUUUGGUAAUAUCACAGUUAAGCGCUGGAGGAGAGGUGUUUCUGUUUCCUCCAGGGCGCCCCCUAAAGGCUGAAAACAUCCUGCAGUGGCUGCGUGCUGUGGAGAAGAGAGAUGAAUACCCAGCAGGUGUGAUACCUGACAAAGAAUGGGGCCCUUCAGUUCCAUUUUAUGACUUUUUGGCAAUAAUGGACCAAGAAGCACCGGGUUAUGCAUCUCAGAGGGGUCCUAAAAUGAAGACUGGGUCCAAAGAAAGCCACAGAGAGCAGAAGGACAAGGGUUCAAAUCAAAGACAAACAACACAUUCGUCAUCAAACCCUCAUAAACCUCACAAACACUCCGAACUGUAGAGUCAAAGCAGAUUCUCAAGGGCUUGACUCAUAUUGAAGUGAUGUGUAAGCAUUUCACAUUCAGACUGUUUGAUAUCUGACAUCUGCCCAUGUUUCUAGUGAGAUUUUUUUGAAAUAUGGACACGUGUGUGUGUGUGUGUGUGUGUGUGUGUGUGUGUGUGUGUAUUUGAAUGCUGUUUGUUGUUUUUUAUUUUCCAAUCAAUAUCAUGAUCAUCUUUUUAAAAUUAUUAUUAUUAGUUCAGUUUUCUGUAUAUUAUUCUUUGUAUACACAAACGUUUGAUGAUAAAAUUGACAAACUUUGUACUUUCCUGAAAAUUAAAGGAAAAGUUGACCCAAUAAUAAAAAAAAAUUCAUAAUUUACUCCCCUUCAUGCCAUCCCAGAUGACUUCCUUUCUUUAAAGCUGGAUGUGGUCUCGGUUUUGACUCUGACUCAACACUUAAUCUCUGGUCUUGGUUUUGAUUCUGACUUUAUACAGGUUUGGAAACUCAGGGUGAGUAAAUGAUGACACAUAUUCGUCAUUAUUUGUGGGUGGGACAAGAGUGAAGACCCACCGAGUUUUUAAGAUGAAUGAUAUUGGACCCACUUACUUUUUCUGUAAUUUAGCACAUGUCUGUCCACUGUCAUUGACAUCCAUUUCACUAGAGGAAUGCCCUAAUAAAUUAUACUCUGUUCAAUGUUUUAGCUACAGCCUUGACUUCCAUACUUCUGCUUCCUUAAAUCCAUUUUCACUUGCCUCAUUUAUUGUCCACAACAUAAUUUAAACUCCAUUUCGAGUUUUAAAAAAUUUCACUACUUUCGCCUGCCAUGCACACCAGGACAAAACAAGGUAAAUAUCAUUUUUAGACUAUAAUAGCAAUUGUUUUGAGGAACCAGAAUAAGAGAAAAUGGCGUCUAACAUUACUCCAGUAAUGUUUUGGACCCACCAACUUUUUGUUGGCUUUCGACGCCAAUGUGAUUUUCAUCUUUGGGUGAACUAUCCCAUUAACCCUCAUAAGCCCCUAUUUUCCUGUAUACGUUAGUGUUCCCUGUGGGUAAAAAUGACCCCAGAAAUUAAAAGGGUGAUUACAAAAAUAUAUACAUUUUUUACUUCUCAUCUAUACAUUAA